Messenger RNA from Scutellospora calospora, 447 nucleotides. The record is from the annotation of a GenBank genome assembly. NCBI's taxonomy places the organism in Eukaryota, Fungi, Glomeromycota, Glomeromycetes, Diversisporales, Gigasporaceae.
AUGUCUAGUUUCCACCCCGAAGUACUUUGGGCACAACGUCAAAAUGAAGUUUAUAUUACCAUAAAUUUAACCGAUGUCAAAGAUCCAAAAAUUGACGUGACCAAAGAUAAAAUUUCUUUCCAGGGAAUUGGAGGAACAGAGCAAAAAAUGUACGAAUUUGAAUUAGAAUUAUACAAAGAAGUUAAUCCAGAGGCUUCAAAACGCUCGCAGACUGCACGUAGUAUUAUUCUUGUGCUUGAUAAGGCUGAACAUGGUCAAAAAUAUUGGCCACGUUUACAAAAGAGCCCUGGUAGAGAUGAGGAUGAGGAUGAUGAAGACUAUCCUGAAUUGGAAAAUACUAAUGAUAUUACUAAGACGAGUGAACUAAAGGAAGAAUCUAUUAAUGAGGCUGUUCAAGAGGAGGAUCCUGUUAAGGAAGAUCCUAUUAAGGAAGCAGAAAAGGACUAA